GUGAUGAAAUGUCAUUCUAUAUAUUUAACUACAUCUAAGUUUUCGUAUACUUUUCCUACUUCCUUUUCCGUGUUAGCUGUGAAAGAAGAAACAUGCCGCUAGCAAAAGAUUUAUUGCACCCUUUGCCCGCUGAAGAGAAGCGUAAGCACAAGCUGAAGCGCUUGGUGCAACAUCCCAACUCGUACUUUAUGGACGUCAAGUGUCCCGGCUGCUACAGGAUUACCACAGUUUUCAGUCAUGCACAAGGCGUUGUCGUUUGCGCGGGAUGUGCAACGAUCCUGUGUCAACCCACGGGUGGACGUGCUAAACUGACUGAGGGUUGUUCUUUCAGAAGGAAGCCCCAGUAAGUUAAUAGAUGUCAGCGCGAUUAUUAUUUUUUUAAUAAACAAAAGAAUAAAACGUUUCACCCAAACAAGAGCA
Rhagoletis zephyria (snowberry fruit fly) is the source of this 420-nucleotide messenger RNA. RefSeq names its product ribosomal protein S27 (gene RpS27). Lineage: Eukaryota; Metazoa; Arthropoda; Insecta; Diptera; Tephritidae. Gene Ontology annotation, biological process: translation. Gene Ontology annotation, cellular component: ribosome. Gene Ontology annotation, molecular function: structural constituent of ribosome. The record is from RefSeq and is a predicted model, not a curated record.